Molecule: messenger RNA, 2079 nt
Organism: Tricharina praecox
Lineage: Eukaryota; Fungi; Ascomycota; Pezizomycetes; Pezizales; Pyronemataceae
Exons: 4
Coding region: 1-2079 (692 amino acids)
Source: RefSeq, a predicted model, not a curated record
AUGGCGAACACGGUCGCCCUCGUCGUCGACACGGACGAAAUCGGCGUGCGAUUCCAGAAGCUUAACCUUCCGCCGCGCCCACUGAUCAUGGACAAGUCGAGUCGCCAGUGCCAGCACCAUCAGCACACGUCUUGUUUCUGCUACGAGUACACCACGCUGCUGGACCGGCCGGAAUACACGGGAAAAUACCUGCGCGAAAGUCCCGAGCCCGACUCGGCCGCCGCCGCAAGGACGCCGAAGGUCUCGACGAAUGGCUCAACGCCAAACUCAACGGCCGCUAUCGCGACGAAGAAGUUCAAACUGGGGCAGUACCUCGCGGGAAAGACGACAACGCCGAAGCCAGACCACAGAAGCUCCGAGACGUCGCCGAGUAACGCGACGAACGCGCCUGUCAGAAGCACUCUGCCGCCUCCGCCUCCUUCGUUACCGCCGCCACCUCCUCCGCCUGCUUCUGCUGCUUCGCAUUCCUCGCAUUCGAAGACGGCACAGCGCAGUCCCCCGCCACCGCCUCGUCGGAAUGCAGCUUCCCCACCUCCUCCACCUCCUCCCCCUCGACGCUCAGCCACACCCGCCCUAGUUCUACCGCCAAUACUGAGUCCCACUCUGCCGAAGAUCAUCGAAGAUGCGCUGGCGGCGGAGGAUAACUUGGACGACGAGAUCAUGGCGAAGCCGACUCGCGAUGGGACCCCGUUGUCAGUGAAAGAAGGGCGAGGCAAGGCGUCCCAAUCGAGCAAGAAACCUCCGACGUCAUCAUCAACUCCCUCCGGGCGGUCCCCGCGCUCGGUCGCUUCUCCGGCCAAAACACUUCCCAAGAAGUCGAGCCUUGGCGCCGCCGCCGCCGCCUCCAAGACUACCGGCAAGCGACCAGCAAGUCCGAAUCCUUCAUCUCCGAGAUCUCGGAUAUCCGCAACCUCGUCCAAACAUCCGCCGGCAGCUUCUGCUACUACUGCUACACCUCAGAAGUCGCGGAUAGUCAAGUUCCGGUUCAAACGGCGGUUGAAGGAUUUCCAGAGCUUCUGCAAGAUCUCGCUUAACAAGCGCCCUCGCCCGUCGGCGAGCCUAGAGGAAUCCAAUGGCUUUGCCAAACCGAAGAUGGCGUCGGCAGCGUCGCUCAAUGUGCCGAAGAUCUCGGCCUCGGCCGCUCGCUCACCCGCCUUCAAAUCGCCGGCACUCAAGGCUCCGGUCACGGAGAGAGAUGUUGUGACGCCGCCUCCGAAGAAAGUCAAUGGUACCACCGGGGGAAAGAAGCCGGAGCGAUCUGCAAUCACGCCGGCUUCCAAUCGCGAUGACAGGAACGGUGUGCCAAGGGUCAUCCCGCACAUAAGCCAGCAGUUUAGCCAGGAUUACGAGAAAUUCGCGUCGCUGGGUAAAUCCACGAAGCACGAGGCGGACGCCAUCUUUCGGUCGGGAACGUCGGACACUAGGGAACUUCACCGUGCUUUGGUCAUUGCCGCCGACUCGACGUUGUGCUUCAUCCUUGCAUUCGUGCUCUCGGACCGCGCGCGGGCGCUCGAUGGCGGUAGACCGCCAACUGCGGAUAUGUGGAGGACUUUCAUCCCGUUGUCGAUGUUUGUGUCGGACAAGGCGAAAGCUAGCCACGCGCACACGCUGUAUGGGUUCUGCAAGCAGAUGGAGACGGUGGUCCGCCAGCACGUCUUCGACAUGGACGUGGCGCAAUUCGGCCGCGCCAGUCUCCCGGACGCCACAUCGAAAGCGCCCACGCCGGACUCGAGCAAUUCGGUGAACAACGAGCGCAGCAGAUACCUCGGGCUCAAAUCACGGCUCGUCCAGGACUCUCGGGACCUCCGGGAAUGCUGGAACGAGGGUGUGCGCUACCUCUCGUUCGACGACAUCUCGGGGAAGUUCCCGCAGACGUAUGCCGCCCGCAGUACUAAGUGGGUCGACCCCGAAACGCAGCUGCCGAAAGCCGUCGGAACCUACAAGCAGGCGUUCCAGCUCCCCCUGCAUAGAAACAGCACCCCGCUGGAGACGGUCAACUUUGGUCGCCGAUUCAUCGAGGAGUGGGCGACGGGUAAUCGCGUGCAGUAUCGGAGUAAACUGUAUGAAUGGUUGAACUGA